AAACACCAUCUUUGGAUGAGCAUUUCUGGCUCUCAUGUGGUGGUCGACAGAUCAAUGUCUUCUUUGCUUUGCCUACGGCAAUCUUCUCUUCUUCUAGGUCGCAGCAGCAUAAGAAUCUAUUGCUCCGAUAAUCGGAUUUCGAACCCUAGCUUUCCACUUCCACUUCCCACCACCACCAUGGAUUCCGACGAUAAUUGCCGGCGACAACACCACAAGCCCUUCGACCUCAACGAGAACGGAGACAACAACCACGGGCCUCCCAAGAAGCCCAGGCUGUCUCCGAUUACCGAAGCCGAUCUCCAAUCUGAGUUCGCCCACCACGAUCCCUCCGUCGCCAGGAUCAACAACGGCAGCUUCGGCUCCUGCCCCGCCUCCGUCAUCGCCGCGCAGCAGAAAUGGCAGCUCAAGUUCCUCCGCCAGCCCGACGAGUUCUACUUCAACCGCCUCCAGCCCGCCAUCCUCCGGUCGCGAACGGCGAUCAAGGACCUCAUCAACGCCGACCAUGUCGAGGAGGUCGCCAUCGUGGACAACGCCACAACCGCCGCCGCCAUCGUUCUCACGGCGACCGCCCGGGCCUUCGGCGAGGGCAAAUUCGACCCUGGCGACGCCGUCGUCAUGCUCCACUACGCCUACGGCGCUGUCAAGAAGUCCGUCCAGGCCUACGUGGGAAGGAGCGGCGGCCGAGUGAUUGAGGUCCCAUUGCCCUUUCCGGUAAGGUCUAACGACGAAAUUAUUUCUGAAUUUCGAAAAGCCCUAGAACAGGGUAAGUCUGAUGGUCGCAGGGUCAGGUUGGCUGUGAUUGAUCACAUUACUUCGAUGCCCAGUGUUGUGAUUCCGGUGAAAGAAUUAGUUAAGAUUUGUAGAGAGGAAGGGGUUGAUCAGGUUUUUGUAGAUGCAGCCCAUGCAAUUGGAUGUACUGAAGUGGAUAUGAAGGAAAUUGGCGCUGAUUUCUACACUAGUAAUCUGCAUAAAUGGUUUUUUUGUCCACCCUCUGUUGCCUUUUUGUACUGUCGAAAAUCGGAUAAGCCUUUGGAUUUACACCAUCCGGUGGUUUCACAUGAAUAUGGAAAUGGAUUGCCCAUUGAGAGUGCUUGGAUUGGGACUAGGGAUUAUAGCCCCCAGCUCGUAGCUCCUGAUGCCAUAGAGUUUGUGAAUAGGUUCGAAGGUGGAAUUGAGGGGAUAAGGAAGAGGAACCAUGAAAAAGUUGUUGAGAUGGGUGAAAUGUUGGUAAAAGCCUGGGGGACCAAUCUUGGGUCGCCGCCUGAGAUGUGUUCAAGCAUGGUUAUGGUUGGAUUGCCUGCGUGUUUGGGAAUUACAAGCGAUUUGGAUGUUUUGAAAUUGAGGACCCAUUUGAGGGAUUGUUUUAGCGUUGAAGUGCCAAUAUAUUAUCGAGCUCCAAAAGAUGGGGAGGUUAAUCCAGUAACAGGGUAUGCGAGGAUAUCUCAUCAAAUUUACAACAAACUUGAUGACUAUAGUAGAUUCAAGGAGGCGGUUAACAAGCUCGUUAAUGAUGGAUUUACCUGUGCUGCUCUCUCUCACUGAAAAGUUCAAUGGGAAAUUGAUGAGUUUCUAAUGAAUAAUAAGAUUGUGAGACCACCCAGGCUCCCAAUUCAGCCAUUAUGCGCAGUCUCUGUAAGCAUUCGGGAACAAAGGAAUCCAGGAAGUAGGGGCCAAACCAGCUACUAGCGAUGUGCUUGUGAAACAGAUGGAGUAGGUGCUCUCUAAACUUUGAAGAUACAAAUUCCUUUCGGAAUUUGUCUUAACCAGUCUACUAGUUGAUGCAGGAACAUUCUCCAUUUUCAAUGUCUUUCUUCAAUCAUAGUUCCCCCUGUUUUCUUCUUCACUGACAGUCAUCCUCCAAGAACAGAGUAGAUGCUCAGUCCCCUUCUUGUGUUGUGUAUUGUCCAAGUUUUGAAGUUCCUUCUUGUGCAGAGUUA
Messenger RNA from Diospyros lotus (date-plum), 1937 nucleotides. RefSeq names its product probable L-cysteine desulfhydrase, chloroplastic. The transcript has 4 exons. Lineage: Eukaryota; Viridiplantae; Streptophyta; Magnoliopsida; Ericales; Ebenaceae. Bases 16 to 1542 code for a protein of 508 amino acids. The record is from RefSeq and is a predicted model, not a curated record.